Molecule: messenger RNA, 2797 nt
Organism: Humulus lupulus (European hop)
Lineage: Eukaryota; Viridiplantae; Streptophyta; Magnoliopsida; Rosales; Cannabaceae
Product: G-type lectin S-receptor-like serine/threonine-protein kinase At1g11410
Exons: 7
Coding region: 140-2650 (836 amino acids)
Biological process (GO): recognition of pollen; protein phosphorylation
Molecular function (GO): ATP binding; protein serine/threonine kinase activity
Source: RefSeq, a predicted model, not a curated record
UCAAAUAUUAAAAAAUCACUAGUUCCGUCAAGUCCAAAUUCCAUUAUUGAUGCUGAAAUUUAAAAUUGUCAACCAUGAAAAUGUUUUCUUAGCCCACCCAAAUGGACGAUGACUGUUUGAUCAUUACAAUUUUGCAGAAAUGAGAACCCAGAAAAUGUUGAUGUAUUUUACUUUGCUUCUUCUCAUCCAACUUCCAUUGUGCUUUUGCACAUCAAGGUACACCAUAUUAACACCAGGCUUACCUAUCAAGGUCGGUGACUCUUUAUUCUCUAGACAAAAUAAGUUUGAGCUUGGCUUCUUCAACCCAGGAAACUCAACCAAUUGGUAUCUGGGAAUCUGGUACUCUAAUAUACCCGGAAAGACAGUCGUCUGGGUUGCAAACAGAGAUAAUCCAAUAAACGACACCUCAGGCGUUCUCACAAUCAACACAGAUCGAAAACUCGUUCUCUAUAGUCACAAUAACAGUGACACCCCCAUAUGGUCUUCCAAAUUUGCUUCUGUCCAAGCUUCUCGCAAUAUUUCAGUUCGGCUUCUGGACAAUGGAAACUUGGUUGUAGUCCAAGAAAACGACAACGAAACUCCUUUAUGGCAAAGCUUUGACUAUCCCACAGACACAUUACUUCCAGGUUUGAAACUCGGGCUAAAUCGGAAAACGGGGUUGAAAUGGUUCUUAACAUCUUGGAAGUCUCAAGAUGAUCCGGGAACUGGUGACUACUCAUACAAAAUAGACCUUACCGGCUCACCUGAAUUCUUUCUGUUCAAGAAUUCGACUAAAUUUUGGCGAAGUAAUCCAUGGCCAUGGAAGACUGAACUCUCCACAUUAAAAGUAUCCGAUAACACGUACAGUUAUGUGGACAAUGGAGACGAAAUAUAUUACACAUUCUUUCCGUCGGAACCGUCCGCAAUAAUAAGAACUGUGGUGAAUGAAACGGGUUUUCUCCAACUCUUGAAAUGGAAUCAAGAAUAUGGUGGAUGGAAAGAGAUUUGGGCAUCACCUAAGUACCGGUGCGAUGGGUAUGGAGAGUGUGGCGCGAACAGCAAAUGCAGCCCGGACAAUACUAAUCGAUUCGAAUGCGAGUGCUUGCCGGGAUACGAACCCAAGUCUCCGACUGAUUGGAAUGGAAGAAAUGCAUCGGAUGGUUGCGUGAGAAAGCUGGGGCAAUCAUCAAUGUCAUGCAAAAACGGAGAAGGGUUUGCAACGGUGGCGCGUGUUAAGCCUCCUGAUACGUCAAAAGCAGCUUUGCGGUGGGAAACGAGCGUGAGUAGUAGCAGAAUGUGUGAAGAAUUAUGCUUGAGGAAUUGUUCAUGCACAGCUUUUACAAGCAUAGAAAACAAUAAUGGAGAGAAGACAGGUUGCUUCACUUGGUAUGGAGAAUUGUUAGAUAUUGUGGAGUUUACCGAUUCAGGUCAAGAUUUACAUAUUCGUGUCGAUUCAAUUAAUUCAGUGGAGAAAACCAGUAAAGGGAAAGGUUUUUUUAGAAAAAGAGUAGUAUGGGCUGUUCUGAUAUCAUCGUUUGCGGUCACUCUGAUACUCAGCCUUGCUUUUAGUUAUUGGUGGCUAAAGAAAAAACAGAAGACUAAAUCAAGAUUGCCAAAACACUCUGUGUUGGUAGAUGAAGAUGCAAAAAACAUGGGAGACCCUGAUUUGCCGUUCUUUCCUCUUAGCACCAUACUAGCUGCCACGGACAAUUUCUCUCAGGCUAACAAACUAGGACAUGGUGGUUUUGGCCCUGUUCAUAAGGGCAAACUUUCUAAUGGACAAGAAGUGGCAGUAAAAAGAUUGUCCAAGAGUUCGGGUCAGGGGUUGGAAGAACUGAGAAAUGAAAUCAUGUUGAUUGCAAAACUUCAACAUAGGAAUCUUGUGAAACUCUUGGGAUGUUGCAUUGAGGGUGAAGAAAAGAUUUUAAUUUAUGAGUACUUGCCUAACAAAAGCUUGGAUUCCUUUAUAUUUGACCCAAGGAGAAGAGCGUGCCUGGAUUGGAGAACGCGCUUUAAUAUUAUAAUUGGGGUUGCUCGUGGAGUACUAUAUCUUCAUCAAGAUUCAAGAUUGAGAAUCAUUCAUAGAGAUUUGAAAGCUAGUAAUGUUCUACUAGAUGACGACAUGAACCCAAAAAUUUCAGAUUUUGGCAUGGCUAGAACAAUGAAUGGGGAACAAAUUCAAGAUAAAACAAGGAGGAUUGUUGGAACAUACGGUUACAUGUCGCCAGAAUAUGCAAUGUUCGGAAAAUUCUCUACAAAGUCCGACGUUUUUAGCUUUGGGGUGCUAUUGUUGGAGACCGUAAGUGGUAUGAAGAACCAAUAUUGUUGUGAGGGGGACACUUCAAUCAACUUAAUAGGGCGUGUUUGGGAACUGUGGAAAGAAGAAAGAGGGUUAGAGAUUGUAGAUUCAUUGCUGGAAUCUUACGAUUGUGAAGAAGUUUUGAGAUGCAUUCAAGUGGGGCUUCUUUGUGUGCAAGAAAACAUAAACGAUCGACCGAUGAUGUCAGUAGUGGUUCUCAUGUUGAGCAGUGAAAUAGCUUUGCCUUCUCCUAAACAGCCUGCAUAUGUGCUGAGGGAAUAUAGUAGCAAAGAUAUCACUGGUUCAGAAUUUGAAAAUCAAGGACCAUAUUCUACAAAUCAAGUGACAAUUACAAGUGUCAUAGCUCGCUGACCAUUUGCUUUCUUCCUUGAGAAUUAAAUAUAAUUAGGUAGGAAGUGUGUCCAUAUUGUACUAGCGUACCAUUCUUUCUCAUUCUCUGUUAUAUCUUUACACUCUCCUUUAAUGGCAGAUGAUUUAUAUCUUUAGCAUUAGGAUAAA